Colletotrichum chrysophilum is the source of this 669-nucleotide messenger RNA. RefSeq lists its product as uncharacterized. NCBI's taxonomy places the organism in Eukaryota, Fungi, Ascomycota, Sordariomycetes, Glomerellales, Glomerellaceae. Gene Ontology annotation, molecular function: protein binding. The coding region runs from base 1 to 669 and encodes 222 amino acids. The transcript has a single exon. The record is from RefSeq and is a predicted model, not a curated record.
AUGUCUCCCAACCCGUACCUCCUCGCCGCCGACAACCCGACGGCUCUGCUGGCCCUCCUCCGCGAGAACCCCGCCAUCGCCUCGGGCCAGGAUGAGCAUGGUUACUCUCUCGUCCACGCCGCCGCAAGCUACAACCACCUCGAGCUCCUGCGCGCCCUGAUCCGCGAGUUCAAUGUCGACGUCAACAUCCGCGACGAGGACGAGGAGACGGCGCUCUUUGUCGUCGAGACGGUCGACGCGGCCAAGUGUCUCGUCGAAGAGCUCGGUGCCGACAUCAACGCCAAGGGCUCCGAGGGAAUCACCGCUGCGCAGAAGAUCGAGGGCGAAGGAGACUUCCCCGAGAUCGCCGAGUACCUGAAGAGCGUUAAGUCGCACCGGACGGCCGACGCUGUCGAGGCGCACCAGAGCGAGUCCGCCGAGACCGCCGCCCCACCGGCAGAGCUGCCGCCCGUACCCGAAGGCCUUGCCGUGACGCUCGGUACCAUGGACCAGGCUGAGGAGGUCCCCGCCGAGGUCGAUCCCGAGUUCAAGCGCAGGAUCGAGCAGCUUGCCGAGAGAGAAGACUUCCACACCGCCGAGGGACAGGCCGAGCUUCGCCGACUCGUUGAGGACGCCAUCCUCGACCAGGGACUCGGCGAUGAGCGCAGCGUGCGUCAGAAGCAGGGCUAG